UCAAAUAUGUGGAGGUGAAUUUAGGAAGUAAGACUGUUUUUAAAGAGGGAAGCAGAGGGGCGACCUCUCAUGUCCAGAUAAACAGUGUAAAAGAAAUGCUCGUAGUUUUCUGUUUGUGGUGAGUUCACGGUCACUCGCUGUCAACGGGGAACAUGGUUGUGCUGCGUUCAAAAUCCUCGCUGUUGUGGUUCCUCGUUGUUGUGACAGCUCAUGUGACUGAAGCCGAGUGGGGGCCGAGGCAUUGGAUGAAACCGACCGAAGAUGAGGAGCCGAUCUGGGCGUCCCAAGACAACACGGUCUCCUUCAGCUCCAGAAAAUCCUCCGGUCCGCCGGUCGCCGCCGGGCCCGAGCCGGGAGACCUUGCGGCUGCGUUCAAAGUCCCAACUCUGGAUGGGGAGUUUUCCUACGAGCCCGGAGCUGUGCGGGGAUCUGUGGUCAUCCACGCCUUCACCAACAAGUCCGGGUUUCUGGAGUGUCUGUGGAGCUCGGAGUCGUCCCUGACCAGCCUGGUGCAGGACCUGCCGGACAGCACACACGUGCUCUUCCUGUCCCUGGACGACUCUGCAGUCAGUGAUGCUCUGUGGAUGAGGGACCAGCUGCAACGGGCCGCCAUGCACAGUAAGAAGGAAGUCCUCUCCAGGCUCCACUUCUCUCCGGUGCCGGUCUUCGCUCUGGGCAACUGGAUUCCCAAUGUGCUCUACUACUGGGGCUGCAUGGGACGCAACUGUGGCCUGUCCCAGGUUGUUUUCACCUCUAAGGGGUGGAACAUGCCUAUAAUUGUCAAGAGACUGGAUUCCAGGUACGAUUGGAUCAUGGCACGCUGGGGUCAGAUGUCGUAUCAGUUGAUUGAUGCAGGAACCGGAUGUGAUCCUUCCCCGUCUGUGGCAGGUGCUGUGGCCUGGGUGUCUGAGGGCAACUGCUCCUUCUUCACUAAGGUGCAGGCCAUGGCCAAAUCCAACGCCUCCGGUGUCCUGGUCUAUGCCCUCCCCGGUAACCCGAUCCAGGACAUGAACUGUGUUGAGGCUGAAUGUUAUACGCAGCUGGGCAUCCCAGCUGCCAUGGUGCACCUGGAGUCUUCGGUUGCUCAGGCGCUCCGGUUUGGACAGAAGGUUAACGUGUCCUUCCAGACCACUCCGUCCCCAAACUUCUUCAUCGGUAUUGACCAACAGGGGGCGCUGGCUGAGAUGGGCUGGUUCCUUUACCCCACGUUCAGCUUCAUCAACUGGCAGGCGCAGUGGUUUGAUUUCGCUGCAGAUCUGCACGCCAAACUAAAGAAUCCUGCCAAGGUUGUUUCUGUCCUCGACAAAGUCCAAAUGCACGGGGAGAAAGGAGCGGUGGCUACAGUCGACCUGCCUUUAGGCUUGUUGGACUUUGACUCGCUGGAGCUGGACGCGUCCCUGUCAUGUCCCGGCAGGAGAGACUCGUCCUGCGCUCAGUGGGAUCACACGGUGCAGCUGUUUGUUUGCUGCGAUCACCUGAGUCCAUACUGCAACAUGGAGCUGGGCCGAUGGAUCACCGCCUUCCGCAGGGGAAUCGGGCGCUGGGUUACAGAUGUGUCACCCCUCAUCCCCCUGCUGGACAGCAACAAAUGCACCUUCACCAUGAAGACGGUGCCGUGGGCGAUGCCGUGGAUUGCCUCCCUCAAUCUGAGAUUCAGUGUCAGCAAUCAGACAGGUAAUAGUGUGGAGAAGCUCCUCCCCUUCAAAGUGAUGUCACUGUACAGUGGGGGUACCUUCGAUAAAAACUACAACAAGAGGUUCCAGCCAAUCAAAUUCUCUGUCCCGGCUUCAACCAAAAAGGUGGAGCUGUUCGCCGUCAUCACGGGCCACGGCAGCGACGAGAACGGCUGCGGAGAAUUUUGUGUCACCUCCCACCACUUCUUAAUCAACGCAGUGUUCAACAACACCCGCGUGUUUGAUUCUGCAGGAACAGCUCUGGGCUGUACCAUGCGAGUGAAAGAAGGCGCAGUGCCAAACGAACACGGCACAUGGCUGUAUGGGCGAGGAGGCUGGUGUGACGGACUGCAGGUCGACCCCUGGAGGAUGGAUGUCACCAAACAGUUGGACAUGAGUGGAUCUGAAUCCAACACUGUCGUCUAUUUCGGUUUGUUCGACGGGCGGGAUCCCAAUCCAUCUCAGCAACCCGGUUACAUCAUCAUGUCCUCUUUUCUUGUCUUCUACAAAUGAUGCCACUCCAUAAAACUGCUGACUGUUGAUUGAUUGAGUGAAUGUUACUGUAUGUACAGUGAAAUCAAAGAUUAAAUUUCUAUUUUCCUACUGUU
Molecule: messenger RNA, 2281 nt
Organism: Lates calcarifer (barramundi perch)
Lineage: Eukaryota; Metazoa; Chordata; Actinopteri; Centropomidae
Gene: ngly2
Exons: 12
Coding region: 153-2186 (677 amino acids)
Molecular function (GO): oxidoreductase activity, acting on paired donors, with incorporation or reduction of molecular oxygen, reduced ascorbate as one donor, and incorporation of one atom of oxygen
Source: RefSeq, a predicted model, not a curated record